CGCACCACGCCAACGCAGACGCGACAGCGUUCCAAAAUCCAUGGCCGCCCAAGUCGCUGCUCGCUUCGCGUCAGGUCUUCGCGCAGUUCCCACUCGCCCUCGCGAAGCGCAUCGAGGGGUACGACAUCAAGCACAUCCGCGUCGGAGAAUCAAGGCGACGUGGCUCGGACAUGCGGGCUUCAUAGUCCAGCUUCCGCAAGUCGCAGAGCUCGACCCCGUCCGGAUCCUGUUCGAUCCCAUCUGGUCUGAACGUGCCUCGCCGCAUCAGGCCGCAGGUCCGCGAAGAAGGCUGCCGCCGCCUUGCGACCUCGACCAGCUUCCGGACUUUCAGUACGUCGUCACAAGCCACAACCACUAUGACCACCUAGAUUGGCCCACGAUAGAGCGCAUAUACAAGAUGAAGGGCGAGCAUGUCACAUUUGUCGCUCCUCUCGGACUGGAAUCGUGGUUUCGCAGCGGCGGCAUACCCGUAGAACAGAUCGUCGAACUAGACUGGCACGAAAGUGCAGAGCUGCGUGCUAGCGAGAGGCACCCAACUGUCAAGUUUAUAUGUGCGCCCGCACAGCAUGGCAGUGGCAGAAGCUUAUUUGAUCAGAGAUCGACGCUGUGGGCUAGCUGGGUUGUACAUCAAGAUAUUGGAGAUGGGAGGAGGGCAGCUGUAUACCACGCGGGAGACACCGGCUACAUGACGCAUGGGGGGCCUUGCCCAGCAUUCGCUGAGAUUGGAGAGAGGUACGGACCGUUUGACAUGGCAAUGAUACCCAUCUGGCGCGGCGGUUCACUUUCGUUCAUAGCCGCAAUGGGCCUCCGGCUGGUCUCGACUGAGCUCAUAGACGGCCUGCACGCGUCGCCGGCGCACGCCGUGCGCUUGCACAAGGACAUUCGGUCGCGGCACAGCAUAGGGAUGCACUUUGCGACGUUCGCAGGGUCGGACGGAGAGGCGCGGGAGCCUGUUGCAGAAUUAGUAGCGGCAAAGGAGAAGCAGCACGUUGGGGACUGGCACGAGGAGGGCGGGUUUGGUGUUAUCGACAUCGGAGAAACAGCUGCUGUCGCUGUGGAGUGAGCUGGCGUGUCGGAGCUCUCUGGUUUGCUUGGAUCUGCCUUGGCUACUCUGGAGCAUUGUUAUUUUCCUGAACUGGGUUAGUCAUUUGGGGUCAUAUUGG
Molecule: messenger RNA, 1163 nt
Organism: Phanerochaete carnosa HHB-10118-sp
Lineage: Eukaryota; Fungi; Basidiomycota; Agaricomycetes; Polyporales; Phanerochaetaceae
Exons: 8
Coding region: 41-1063 (340 amino acids)
Biological process (GO): N-acylethanolamine metabolic process; N-acylphosphatidylethanolamine metabolic process
Cellular component (GO): cytoplasm; membrane-bounded organelle
Molecular function (GO): N-acylphosphatidylethanolamine-specific phospholipase D activity; zinc ion binding
Source: RefSeq, a predicted model, not a curated record